Messenger RNA from Megalopta genalis, 6678 nucleotides. RefSeq names its product adenylyl cyclase 78C (gene Adcy8). NCBI's taxonomy places the organism in Eukaryota, Metazoa, Arthropoda, Insecta, Hymenoptera, Halictidae. Gene Ontology annotation, biological process: adenylate cyclase-activating G protein-coupled receptor signaling pathway; intracellular signal transduction; cAMP biosynthetic process. Gene Ontology annotation, molecular function: adenylate cyclase activity. Gene Ontology annotation, cellular component: plasma membrane. The record is from RefSeq and is a predicted model, not a curated record.
AGAGCGAGAGAGAGAGCGAGAGAGAGAGAGAGAGAGAGAGAGAGGGAGAGAAAGAGAAAACAAAGCGCAACACUAAACAAAUCAAAAGCAAAUGAGAAAACACUGAAACGACGGAAGGAAAUAUGCGAAACGCGGUGACAACACUCCCCACGGAAACCGUGCAGCUUCUUCUCCGCUAGACGAUUCUGCAGUGGCCAUUUUCACGUACGGAAAAUAUCUCUGAACACGAAUUUUUCUUCUAUUCAUAGUUCUCCGUUUAAAAUGAUUCAAACUGUUUUUGGUGAAGAAGAAGAAGAAGAAGAAAGCUCUGAAGGCGUUUAAAUUAGUGCUCUUAGAACGUGGUUCCGCGAUUGUAGACAUCCGUGGAGUAAUUCGAAGACGCCUGGGGCUACAGGUAAAUUUGCUAGUUUUGUUGGAGAUUCGUUGUUUGUUCGUUACGGACAAGUAUGAAGAGUUUAUCGCAUUUGUUAGAAGUUGCAUAUUAUUCUACGCACGACGUUAAAAAUAUGUUCCUUGGGAUGUAACUCGGUUUAAAUGUUUUACGAACUUUCGAUUAAUUCAGAGGAAUACAAAAGAACAAUGCGUCAAUCUUCGAUCGAUACAAGUUAAAGUCUCAUACCAUUCGAAACGAUUCUGUUCGAGUUUAGAAUCGUUUAUUACAAAAAUCAUUAACUUAUCAUAUAUUUAUUUUGUAUAUGAAAAUUGUUGUUCUACUCGGUUUCUAAAUAUUCCGAUUCAUAAUCCGCACUUGUUCAAGGAACAAGUUCCUCCACGUAGCCAAUUUUCCACGGCGCGAAAGUUCGGCCGUUUUUCUUCGGAUCGUUUCCGUUGAAAACCGAGCGUUUCUCGGCGAUUUUGCUUAAUUGUCCACCGUGGACGGUGAAGUGCGUAAAAAUAAGCGCAUCAUGUUCUUGCUCCAGUCGCGGAACCAUCUUUGCCGGAUACCGAGGGGGAGAGCGCCUCAUUAAACGCGGCACGGUCUUUGCGUGAAGAGUGUGUGUCGCCGCGCUUUCUUUAUUUCGAUCCACGGAUUUUUCGUGCGUAAGUGACCACGCCUUCGCAAGCACACAGCAAACGAGAAACAAAACAUAAACCAACCGAACGUUGUACGUAAAGUGGAACAGUAAACGAAAACGAACGAACAAAAAAAGAAAAUACGAAAAAAGAAAAAGAAAAUGAGAAAAGGGUCGACGCGCGAGAAAGCAAAAUAUGUAAUGAUGAAAAAUUUUCGUGAUCGAACGGCAGGAAAAAUUCAACGAGAGCGAACGAGAGUGGAAAGUACGAUGGAGAAUCGAAAUUCUCGCGAGAAUCGUGGGAGAUCGGUCGGGUUUCGUUGAGUAUCGCGUUCGGUGUCCGGUUCCUCCGGAGGUUCUUAGAGAAUGGCGAGCCCGGUUGCUCCUGUAAAUCGAAGAUUCGCGAUCCGGGUAAGAUGAACGGUCGGAUAAGUGGCUAAGUAUCUCGCCGACGGAUAAAAGGAUAAUCGAACGAAGGAACAGUUGCCUAUCGGUCUCUUGGACGUUUCCGACCACGGUCUGGGCGCGCGACGAGAAAUUGGCUUCGUCUCUUAACAAGUUCUGGUUUAAGGUGUGUGAAAAUGCCGGAUACUAAGGCAAUUGCACAGCUGACAAUCACAACGUGAGCGGUUUGUUCGUUUACGCGGAUCAUCCGGGGGAUAAUGAUUACAGAACAGACCUGGAGCAUGAUGCUGGACAGCGAUGUCGCGGGCAUCAAUGAGUUGAGUAUUUCCCCGAGGAAACAAUUAUGGAUCAAGGCAGUGAAGAAGCUGACUUCCGAGAGGCUGGGCAGAGAAGGACUGGCGGCGUGGGAGGAUCGGAAGUCCAGCAGCGAUCCGGAAGUUCCAGACGACACAGAAACGGAGGAGGCGAUCGACGACGAUGAGACUCCGGGGGAUCCGGAAGUGGACCUGGAUGAUCAAUCUGUCGACGCCGAAGCCCAGACGCAGCGAGAUGUAUUCAAGAAAGGGGUCCUCUACAAGGGAAUAUUCUGUCCGUCGCUCUCGAACAGCUUCCACAGCAAGAAGCUCGAGACGUCCUACCUUCAUUAUUCGAAUCGUCAAAGACAGAAAUCGUUGAUCAUGCUCAACAUCGUUGACCUGAGCCUAAAGAUCGUUCUGUUGGCAAUAUGGCUGUGGCAAAGGGACGAGGACAGCGCCGGUUUGAUCGAGUCCUUGUCCUGGGCGUCCUGUUGCAUGGCGGCGAAUAUGGUAGUCUGCAUUCUCGGCUGGUGGCGAUGUUUCUCCAAUAAUUAUUUGUACUGGGCUUCCAUAUUCACUUGGUUACUGAUCAAUUCGCAAGGUUUUAUAGGGGCCGGUCUAGACUUCGCUAGCCAACAGCGACUAAUGUGGUAUAUUUUGUUUGUCGUGUAUGCACCGUACGCCAUGCUGCCGUUGCCAUUGAGAUGGUGCGUCCUUGCCGGUUAUGGGACAGCAUUGACCCACAUGGUUCUGGCGGGAAUUACCUUAUUACGAGAUCCCACACACCUGCACGAUGUCGCGUGCAUAGUUCGAAUGCUAACGACCAACGUGCUUCUUUAUCUUGCAAUGAAUCUAGCUGGCAUGUACACUAAGUAUUUGACAGACAGAGGACAGAGGCAGGCGUUCCUCGAGACGCAUCGAUCCCUCGAGACCAGGCAGAGGACACAGAAUGAGAACAAUCGACAGGAGAAGCUGCUGCUGUCCGUUCUGCCCGAUUUCGUUGCGAAAGAAAUGAUUUGCGAUAUCGCCCGCGAAACGGCUCGAGGCGGCACGAUCUCCUUCACGCCGAAUCAAUUUCACAGAAUCUACAUUCAUCGUUACGAGAACGUUAGCAUACUCUUCGCGGACAUCAAAGGAUUCACUGCGUUGGCUAGCCACUGCAGCCCUCAGGAGCUCGUCAAGGUGCUGAACGAUUUGUUCGCCCGUUUCGACAAACUCUCCGCGGAGAAUCAUUGUCUCCGAAUAAAAUUGCUCGGCGACUGUUAUUAUUGCGUUUCCGGGCUGCCGACUGCCAGAAGCGAUCACGCUCAUUGCUGCGUCGAAAUGGGCCUGCACAUGAUUAAAGCGAUUAGGGACGUCCGAUACACGACCAAGGUCGAUCUGAACAUGAGAAUUGGGAUCCAUAGCGGCUCGGUUCUGUGCGGUGUGCUGGGUCUUCGAAAAUGGCAAUUCGAUGUCUGGUCCUACGACGUGACAUUGGCGAAUCAUCUCGAAAGUGGAGGCAUUCCUGGGAGGGUGCACAUCUCGGAGGACACAUUAAAUUGUCUGAACGACGUUUACGACGUGGAGCCGGGGAACGGAGUCGACAGGGACAAUUAUCUGAAGGAGAGGAACGUGGUGACAUACUUGAUCAAACAAGUGGAGCCGUUGCGAUCGAGGAGGAGGUAUUCCUCGCGGCCAAAAAUAUGGUCGGAGGAGGAUGGCGGCAAGAGUAAAAAGAGCUUCAAAUUGAACAACCCUCUGGCCGCGAAUAGCAACGCUCCAAAUUCCUCGACGGAGGACGACAUUGGUGUCGACUGGACUCCGGAAAUUCCGUUCGAAAACUUGAACACCGCGACGUCGGUCAGCAACUUGGAAUCGGAGUACCUCGAAGAAGAAAACGGCAGCAAGAGCAAAACCGCUCAGGCUGAAAAGCUGAAGGCUGCCGGCCUUGAAACCGCGAGCAACAAGCGCAUGAGAUCGGCGAACAUAAACGCCUGGACUUUGCGUUACAACGACGAAAGCCUAGAAUCGAAGUUCGGCCAGCUGCGCGAGGACAUGUUCAAAUCGAACAUGAUCUGCUGCUUCGUGGUCUGGAUAUUCAUCGCCAUCUGCCAAGCCGUUAUUUUACCCGACUGUACAGUCCUCCUGUUAUCCUUGCUGUUAACAACGCUGAUCCUGGUGGCGUCGAUCGUCCUGGUGAUGGCAGAGGAGUUUAAAAGCCUGCCGACGUACCUGCAACACGCCUCGUCGAUGUUGGUGCACAACAAACGACAUCGGACCAUCUUCAUCUGCAUCGUGAUCAGUCUGAUGGCUCUGACGUCGAUCGUCGGCGUCCUCGCCUGUCCGACGUCGAUCCGACGAUAUCCGGAAGCUCUCGUUCUCGAGCAGCAACAGUUGGUCACGCCGACCUUGAAGCCCGAACGUUUGGUAGCACCCACGGCUGGUCUUGAUCAGUUUAUAUUGACCUUUUUAGAGGCAGCUCUUCGGGACGAGUCGUCGGAAGAUCGAGAUCGCGUCACCGGAGAAAAUCGGACGGAGUUCAGCGGAUCCAACGAUAUCGAGAUGGAUCUAGCCAGGAUCGAUGGCGGAGCUCGGCUGUCGAGGCGACGGAGGGAGAAAGGAUUCUUCAGGUUCGGCAGGGAAGAGGUCGUCUCGAGGAAGAUACUGUCAGCGACGGAUGCCGAAGCCGAAGCUCUGUACUCUUCGGAUUACGAUGACGAGCUUCUCAUGGAAACGACCUGCGUACGGCCGGAAUACAUCGUUUUUACGUGGAUCUUGUGCUUGAUCGCGCUCGCGUCGGCCCUGAAAUUGUAUUAUCUGGUGAAAACAGCCUUGGCUACCAUCAUCGUGUCGGUAUACGCUGUCCUCAUCCUGGUGGUCUGCAAGGACUUCUUCACGAUCUCUGACAAAGAGAAGAAUCUAACGUCCAUUCCGCUCUCGGCGCAGAUGUUGACGUUCAUGUGCGUGUUCCUCGUGAUGGUCACGUAUCACGGACGAUUAGUGGAGGUGACUUCUAGAUUGGACUUCCUCUGGAAACAGCAGGCCGAGAGGGAGCUCAGCGACAUGAUCGAGUCGCGGCACAAUAAUAUGCAACUGCUGAAGAACAUCCUGCCGGAUCACGUGGCUCAUCAUUUCCUGACGCAGGAGCGGGCGCCAGAGGAACUGUACUCGCAGUCUCGGGACAAAGUGGGCGUGAUGUUCGCUAGCGUCCCGAACUUCACAGAAUUCUAUUCGGAGGACGUGAACAAAGGGAUGGAGUGCAUACGUUUACUAAACGAAAUCAUAGCCGAUUUUGACGAGCUCCUCGACGAGAAUCGGUUCCAUUGUAUCGAGAAGGUCAAGACAGUCGGUGCGACUUAUAUGGCGGCUUCGGGUCUGAAUCCUACCGAAAACGACAAACACAAGGACGAUAUGGAGCAUCUUUGCCGAUUGGUGGAUUACGCGGUAGCCAUGCGGCUUCGCCUCGAAGAUGUGAACAUUCAUUCGUUUAACAAUUUCGAUUUGAGGGUGGGAAUCAGCUGUGGACCGCUGGUCGGCGGUGUAAUCGGGGCACGGAAGCCUGUGUUCGAUAUUUGGGGCAACACCGUUAACUUGGCUUCGCGUAUGGACUCGACCGGUGUCAUGGGCAAGAUCCAAGUUCCUCUAGAUAUCGCCAGGUUUUUGGAGUCGAGAGGAUACCAGACGCAGAAGAGAGGGUUCAUCGAAGUGAAGGGGAAAGGGACCAUGGAGACGUACUUCGUUCUGGGCAAGGGAAGCAUGGAGGAGCAAGGCUCGACGAAACAUACGACAAGAUGUCGAAGUCUCGCGGCCGUCGUGUACGGUGUCGUACAAGCACGACGCAAGCAAAUGCGAGCUCUUCGAAGGACAUAAUAAGUAUAGUAAUCGGCUUUUUUUUCUCGAUUUGCUAGUGCCUAGAUGCUAAAACGGUUCAUUUCCUUCGAAGUAAGAGAACAAUUGAAACGAGAAACACACAAACCGAGUUUCGCUGGCUUCGAUAAUAAGAAUGGAACAAUAGAUAUCGAAAUUUUUGUCUGAUUAUCAAAUGGACAUGCCGUUACCACUAAUUUCUAAUAAUAUAUGUUGCAUAAGUGACGUUCAAUAUGGCGUCUUGUGGGGAUCUCAUAAGCCUUCGAAGACUAUCCAGUAUUUAAUCGAGGACUGUCUUGUUAUUGGGUUCUCAACACAUUUUCACAAUUCCUUUUCUUGGUAAAUUUUAUCGAGAUCAUUCGUUCUUUCUCUUACUGGACAGCGAGAGUUCUGGACCGUUUGAAGUACCUCACCCUCUAAUUAAAAUAAAAUCUUCGUAAUACGGUAAGGACCUGCGAAUAACAACUUAAUAACCGAUAAUAAUUUAAUUUCUCGAAUGUCCGGUUAAUGCGUUAAUUGCUUCGCUUUAAUUUCUCUCAAAGUUGUAACCCUUUCGGAGCAUAGUUUCUUCAAACUUGAUCGGUGUUACCCACGGCAAUGCUACGAAAUUAUUUUUUCGCAUUCGUUUAUCGACGCUCGUUUCAAUAAUCCGCUCGUGCUCUUGUUUUUAGACAAUUUGUCCGUGAAACUUAAAUCGAAAAAUACCAAUGAUACGAUUUCUCGAUCAUUUUCCAGAGGGUUGCAACGAAGGCGUUAUUUCGCGAUUAAAAAGAAAAGACGGCAAAGAGUAUUUAUUUCUAUAGCAAUUUAAGAAUUUCUAAUCGAUGCAUUCGAUUAAUGUGUAUGAAAUUAUUUCCUUCGAUCUCGCGGUGUCGAUUAAAUAUAAUAUGUAAGGCUCGACGAGUGUAAGGUUCACAGAAAUUGUAUCUACAUCUAGCCAAGCAAUAAUGCCACAGUUGAUCGCGUAACAAAUAAAAUUAACAAAGAGAAACAAUAAAAAGAGAACAACAACAACAACAAAAAUAACACAUCCAAAACGAUGAAAACAAUUUCUGUUUGCGAAGGAACAGGGACUCUGAAACCGAAAGAAUAAAUUUCUUUUUAAUACAACCGGA